This is a messenger RNA of Cokeromyces recurvatus, 3129 nucleotides long. Its product is annotated as Metalloenzyme, LuxS/M16 peptidase-like protein. The record is from RefSeq and is a predicted model, not a curated record. Gene Ontology annotation, molecular function: metalloendopeptidase activity; metal ion binding. Lineage: Eukaryota; Fungi; Mucoromycota; Mucoromycetes; Mucorales; Mucoraceae. Gene Ontology annotation, biological process: peptide catabolic process. Gene Ontology annotation, cellular component: cytosol; mitochondrion. The transcript has 10 exons. The coding region runs from base 1 to 3129 and encodes 1042 amino acids.
AUGGUUUCAACAAUAGUUCAAGAUGAUAUUAACUGGCAAAAUAAACAAUUUUAUUUUCUUUAUACAAAACCUUUAGAAAAACCAGAUAAUGAUGAUCGUGAAUACCGUUUAAUUAGAUUACUAAAUAAAUUAGAAGUACUACUAAUCAGUGAUCCUGACACUGAUCGUGCAAGUGCUGCUCUUGACGUUCAUGUUGGAAGUUUUAGUGAUCCUGAAAAUUUGCAAGGUUUAGCUCAUUUUUGCGAACACUUAUUAUUUAUGGGUACAAGGAAAUAUCCAAAAGAAAAUGAUUAUUAUAGUUAUUUAUUUGAACAUUCUGGCGAUGCAAAUGCUUUUACUGGAAAUGAAAAUACAAAUUAUUUCUUUGAAGUUGGAUAUCAAUGGUUAGAAGGUGCUUUAGAUCGUUUUGCUCACUUUUUCAUUGAUCCUCUCUUUUCUGAAAGUUGCACAGAAAGAGAAUUAAGAGCUGUUGACUCUGAACAUAAAAAAAUCUUCAAUCGGAUUGUUGGCACCGGCAAUCUGGAAACAUUAAUGGAUAGACCAAAGCAACUUGGCUUAGAUAUUCGACAAGAAUUGUUAAAAUUUCAUAAUAGGUAUUAUUCUGCAAAUAUCAUGAAAUUGGUGGUACUUGGUCGAGAGUCUCUUGAUCAAUUAACUGAAUGGGUAGUCGAAAAAUUCUCUGACGUUGUUAAUAAGAAUAUCAGUGUUCCUUCCUUUCCCGGACAUCCAUUGACAAAUAAUGAACUUUUGAAACAAGUAUUUAUCAAACCUGUUAAGAAGUGCCGUAUUUUAGGUAUUAAUUUUCCUUUUCCAGAACAACUGCCUUAUUAUGAAAGCCAGCCUUUACAUUAUAUAUCACAUUUAACUGGUCAUGAAGGUCCUGGAUCUGUCUUAUCCUAUCUUAAAAAGAAAAAUUGGGCAACUUAUUUAAGUUCGGGAAUUUAUAUUAAUUGUAUUGGCUUUAGUUUAUUUCAUACGAGCGUUGAAUUAACAGAACAAGGUUUAAUACAUUAUGAGGAUAUUGUGGUUGCUAUAUUCCAAUAUAUUAAAAUGAUCAAGGAAGCAGGUGUAAAGAAAUGGAUUUUUGAUGAAAUUAAAUCACUAGCUGAAAUAGAUUUCAAAUUCUCGGAAAAAUGCCCUUCCUCGCAGUAUACUUCUUUUUUGUCAGAACAAAUGCAAGAAAACUUACCACCACAAUGGGUCGUGAGUGGACAUUCUCUUUUAAGAAAAUAUGAUCCAGUGUUAAUCGAGGAACAUUUAAAAUUACUUCGAACUGAUAAUUUCAGAUUAACCUUGACCUGUCAAGAAUUUCCUAAUGGUAUACAGCCUACUAAAGUUGAAAAGUGGUAUUUAACUGAAUAUGAAACGUUACCCAUUUCUGAAGAAUUAUUAUUUAAAUUAUCAAAUAUGUCAAUGAACAAUGAAUUCUUUUUACCAAAAAGAAAUGAAUUUAUUCCAUCAAACUUAAAUGUAGAUCGAUUUGAAGUAAAAGAAAAGGAAGAUCAACCUGAAAUAAUUCGAGAUACAUCUCUUACUCGUAUUUGGUAUAAAAAAGAUGACACAUUUUGGGUUCCAAAAACAAAUGUUUGGAUUUUCUUUAAAAAUCCAUUACCAUAUGCUACUCCUCGUAAUGCUGUGAUUUCAGAACUCUAUAUAAGUUUGCUAACUGACUCAUUAUCAGAAUACUCUUAUAAUGCUGAAAUUGCAGGAUUAUCCUAUUUUAUUCAUCGAGAAUCUAAAGGAAUUACAUUACAUCUUGGAGGAUAUAGUGAUAAAUUGCUUGUAUUGCUUAAUAAAGUAAUAGAUAAAAUGAAAAAUAUUCAAAUUUUAGUUAACCGCUUCGAAGCUAUUAAAGAUGAAAUAACCCGAGUUUAUGAAAACUUUUAUUUAGAGGCACCCUAUCAACAUUCGAUUUACUACAUGUCUUAUGUAUUUGGUGAAAGGAAAUGGACUUGUGAUGACUAUUUAGGUGAAAUCAAGGAUAUCUCUCUAAAGGAUGUUCAGCAGAGUAUACCUGAAAUUAUUUCGACUUUGCAUAUUGAGGGCCUAGUGCAUGGUAGUUUAGAACGUACUCAAGCUCUUGAGAUGUUUCAGUCUGUUCAAUCCAUCUUGCAACCUCGACCUUUAGCACCUGGUCAACUCAUGGGUGAACGUUCAAUUAUGUUACCUCAGGGGAAAAAGUUUGUUUAUUCCCUAUCUGUGCGUGAUCCAGAUGAAGUGAAUUCAGCCAUCAAUUAUCAUAUUCAAGUAUGUAACGUGAAGGAUAUAUCACUACGAAAUCAUUUAAGUCUUGUUGCUCAGAUUGCUCGUGAGCCAUGUUUUAAUCAGUUGCGUACUCAAGAACAAUUAGGUUAUCUCGUCUUUAGUGGCGUUCAACGUCAUUUAAGUCAACUCGCUUUCAGGUUAAUCAUACAAAGUGAAUACAACCCAAUCUACCUCGAACAUCGAGCAUUAGAAUUCUUGGAGAUCACAUUAAGGAAUAUUAUCAUGGAAAUGAGUGAAUCCGAUUAUGAAUCUCAAGUGAAUUCAUUGAUAUCUGAGAGAUUAGAAAAGCACAAAAACAUAUCUGAAGAAGGUGUAAAAUAUUGGGCUGAAAUUGAAUCGGGUUAUUAUGAGUUUAAUGAUACGCAAACAGAUGUAGCUGAAUUAAAAAAGAUUACAAAGGAAUCAUUAUUAGCAUUUUACGAUACAUAUAUCAUGCCUAAUUCCCCAGUUAAUACCACAUUUUCUAUUCAUUUACGUUCGCAACGUUCCCCUUUAUCUGUAUCAAAGAAUAGUCACUGUACUGUCGAACAAUUAUAUUCUAUCAUGGUUCAUCUUGGUUUAGUUGACAGAAAAACAUUGCUCUCAGAAGAUCAUCUUAAAAACUUGAUCAUAGAUCAUGGAGGUAAUAUCGCGUCUAUUGCUGUAACUGAACUUGAAACUCUUUUAUCUUCACUCGAAUUGAAAAAGCAAGAUAUUGAACAAAUCAUAGUUAAAUUACAUGAAGGUCCUAGUGCUUUAUCUAAACGUGAUCAUACUAAAUUACCGAAGAAUUAUAUCGUUAUACAUGAUUUAAUUGACUUUAAGCGUAGAAUGUGCUUAUCUACUGCAGCAGUCCCUAUUAAUUAUCAAUUUUUCAAUGUUUAA